AUGUCCCCAUAUGUACCGAUUGGAAGAGGUAGACAUAAUUUACAAGAAGAGACAAAUCUACAACAUUAUCAAAUUGGUUUGUUUAACAACGUCAUUGAUAUGCAAAUUGCAGCUCUUAAUGACCGGUUUGAUGAAUUGAACACCGAGUUACUUCUUUGUAUGUCGCAUUUAAAUCCAAGCCAGAAGUUUUCAUCAUACGAUAAAGGUGCGCUGAUUCGUCUUGCUAAACUAUAUCCAUCUGAUUUUUCUGAAAUAGAUCUUAUAAUUCUCAUAAUUCUCGAACGACAACUAGACACAUUUCUUGCUGAUGUACUUUCUAGUAAUGACUUUUCUGAAUUAGUUGGAAUUAGUGGGCUUGCUCAGAAAAUGGUUGACACAAAAAGAAAUCAAGUGUAUCCUCUUGUCUACUUGUUAAUUACUUUGUCACCGAUAUUGUCGGUUGCUACAACUACUGUUGAGAGAGUAUUUUCAGCCUUGGACAUAGUGAAGAAUCGUUUGCGAAACCGUAUGGGAAAUGAGUUGUUGAAUAAUUGUUCAUUAACAUACAUUGAACGAGAUGUUUUGCGCAGUAUUAGCAACGAAAGGAUUAUUAAAAGAUUUCGAGGUAUGGCAACACGUCGUGGGUAA
This is a messenger RNA of Papaver somniferum (opium poppy), 627 nucleotides long. RefSeq lists its product as uncharacterized. The record is from RefSeq and is a predicted model, not a curated record. The transcript has a single exon. Gene Ontology annotation, molecular function: protein dimerization activity. The coding region runs from base 1 to 627 and encodes 208 amino acids. Lineage: Eukaryota; Viridiplantae; Streptophyta; Magnoliopsida; Ranunculales; Papaveraceae.